CUUUCGUUGACGUUGGUGCCUGAAAGACGCCAUAGAGGGUUCUCUGCAAGCACGGAGGAAAGCAACACCCAACCAUGUCUGCCAAGCGUCGCCCAGACAAGCAAAUUACUGCGGAUGACCCUGACGAUGACGGGGACGCCAACGAGGGCGGCAGUGGCCCAUUCCUUCGCGCUUCCAAGGACGUCGUCUCACAGCGCAGGAUUGCACAGGCCCGCCGCUCCUCAUCCUCGUCCACUGGCUCAUCCAGUGCCAGCAAGGGUGCAUUCGCGGGCUUCAAAGGCUUCGGCUCUGCAGCCGUGAAGGGCGUCUCCCAGUUCAAAGGCCUAUCAGCGAGCCCCGGCAGCUUUGGCGCAGCGCCAUCGUCGUCGGCAUCGUCGUCGUCCACCGGCACGCCCAAGACCACACCAGCCUUUGGGGGCGCUGCUUCGUCGACAUCGACAUCCUCCUCCUCUUCGGCCACUUCGCCGUUCAAGUUUGGCGGGCCAGCCAAGCCAGUAACAGCAGCAGCAGCAGCAGCAGCAGCAGCGUCAUCAUCAGGAGACGACAAGGACAAGGGCAAGGAGAAAGACACGGCGGCAAGCAGUGGACCAACGUUCAAGUUUGGCGCAAAAACGGGCGCUAUCACCAGCAGCGGCAGCGGCAGUGGGGGGUUUUCGUUUGGCGGUGCAAAAGCGAAGCCUGCGAGUGCCAAGUCUGCGUUUGGGCAGGCCGCAAAGGUGUUUGGUGGCGGCAGCAAGAAGACGGGUGGUGACGAUGAUGACGACAACAAGAAGGAGGACGAGGAAGAGGACGAAGAGGAAGGCAGCAACGCUGGUGAUGGUGAUGAGGAUGAUGAGGAGACAGGGAGCGAUGAGGAUGAAGACAACACGGACACAGACACGGAUGAGGACGACGAUGGAGACAACAAGCGGAAGAAGAACAAGUCUGGUGAUGACGAGUCGCCUGCGCCCAAAUUCACCUUUGGCAAGCCCACGGGGAAGCUGCCUGGCCUGUCCUCCAUUUUUGGUGGCAGCGGCGGCGGCAGCAAGCUCAAGCCCGCACAGGGCGCUGUCUUUGGCAAGGUGGGCACGUUCAAGCCAACUACAACCACCCCACCAGCACCAGCAGCGACAUCAGCAAAGGCGACGGAUGGCGAUGGUGGCAGUGAUCUGACGGACGAGCAGAAGACGAAGAUGCAAGGCCUCAAUGACUCGCUCCUCUCCUUUCUCAAGGAGCAGACUGCUGCAAGUGCUGGGGUGCUUGACUUUACGCCGACGCUCCUGAGCUAUGUCGACCAGGCAAAGACCAUCCUCACAGCAGGCAAGGCGACGAUGGUAACAGCGCCGUCGUCGUCUGGUGCUCAGAAGCAGCAGCAGCAGCAAUCACAGCAGCAGCCGGAGGAGAAGGAAGAGCUGGAGGAGGGCGUCCUCUACAAGACACGGGUGAAGCUGCGGUACCAGCAGAAGGGGGAGGAUGGGAAGAUUGAGUGGAAGGAAAAGGGCACGGGCACAUUGCGGCUGGAGGAUGCCGAGGACGGUACCAAGAAGCGCGUCAUCAUUCGCGCAGACGGAACAACAGGGCUGAUUCUGCUGAACGUGUAUCUCGCAUCCCAGACGCCGGUCAACCGAACCGGCAAACGCGAGGUGAUGACGAGCAUGGUGCCGAACCCGCCCCUCAACCCAAAGAAGCCGGAGGACAAGCCCGUGGUGUUUAUGAUCAGCUGCAAGACGCCUGCGUUUGCGGAUGAGCUGGCCGCCAAGAUGAAGGAGGCAAAGGAGGCGUGCUGA
This is a messenger RNA of Salpingoeca rosetta, 1766 nucleotides long. RefSeq lists its product as uncharacterized. Gene Ontology annotation, cellular component: nuclear pore; cytoplasm. The record is from RefSeq and is a predicted model, not a curated record. Bases 75 to 1766 code for a protein of 563 amino acids. NCBI's taxonomy places the organism in Eukaryota, Choanoflagellata, Craspedida, Salpingoecidae. Gene Ontology annotation, biological process: intracellular transport. Gene Ontology annotation, molecular function: GTPase activator activity. The transcript is spliced from 11 exons.